Molecule: messenger RNA, 878 nt
Organism: Phragmites australis (common reed)
Lineage: Eukaryota; Viridiplantae; Streptophyta; Magnoliopsida; Poales; Poaceae
Product: pathogenesis-related protein PRB1-3-like
Exons: 1
Coding region: 53-577 (174 amino acids)
Cellular component (GO): extracellular region
Source: RefSeq, a predicted model, not a curated record
AGCAUCAUUUAGCUAGCUGAUUAAGUAGCCGGGGAACAUACUGGUCCUGGCCAUGGAGUGCACCUCAAGAACCAGCAGGCUCUCGUCUUGCCUCCUCCUGGUCGGCGUGCUCCUCCUGUCCUACUCCCUCGGCUCGGCGGCCGCGUCUCGCCGCCUGCUCCAGAGCUGCUCGGCGCAGGAGUACACCGUGCCGCAGGCGCACUUCCGCGCGCUGCACUUUCUCCGGCCUCUCAAGUGGAGCGACGCCCUGGCCGACCGGGCAGCGCAGUGGGCCGAGCAGUACAAGGGCGACUGCGCGGCCGCGUCGCCCGCGGCGGGCGUCAACGUGUUCCGGGGCUACGCUGGCGGGAGCUGGCAGCCCAGCGACGCGGUGGCGGCGUGGGCGGAGGAGAAGGACAACUACGACUACGGGUCCGACUCGUGCGUGGUGGGCAAGGAGUGCGGCCACUACAGGCAGCUGGUGUGGCGGGACAGCACGCAGCUCGGCUGCGCCAGCGUCGACUGCGCCUCCGGGGAGACGCUCAUGACCUGCCACUACGAGCCGCAGGGCAACCUCAUGGGACAGAAGCCUUUCUGAUCCGUCAAUGCUGGAGCACCGGCGGCCGGUAGCUACAUGGUGGCUCACGAGCUGCCAUGGUGCCACUAAACGUUUCUGAUUAUGUUCUUGCCCUGCUUUGCGAUGUUCAUCCCUUAGCUAAUUUGUUGGGAGUUAAGAUAGACGAUGCCAUGGGGAGUGACGAGCUUAUGCUUGGCCUCGCUUGUUCUGUUCAAGGCAUGACCUCAUCAGAACCAAAUCUGUCUCCUGUAAUCUAAACUAUUUUUUAUUAGUCUGUUGUUGAUUCUUCAAUCCAUGUGUUUAAGGAAGACAACUCAUAUUC